This is a messenger RNA of Phyllostomus discolor (pale spear-nosed bat), 2166 nucleotides long. RefSeq names its product TRAF family member associated NFKB activator (gene TANK). The record is from RefSeq and is a predicted model, not a curated record. The transcript is spliced from 8 exons. Gene Ontology annotation, biological process: canonical NF-kappaB signal transduction. The coding region runs from base 240 to 1520 and encodes 426 amino acids. Lineage: Eukaryota; Metazoa; Chordata; Mammalia; Chiroptera; Phyllostomidae.
GAGGUUUGGUCAGCAUUCUAGACUCUGUACUGCCUACACUUUAAAGAGCAGUGGUCUGUGAAAGAAGACUUGUAACCUAAAGAAGAGGUAAGCAAAACUUGAGUGGUUCCUACUGAUUCGCAGCCUAGAAAGGUGCUUGGAUGGCUUAAACUGAAGUGUUGCUGAUUUGUUCUUCUCUUGCUUCUGCUAAACGUGUUAUUUACUCCAUCUUUGAUAGUGAUGCUACAGGACAGAAAGAAAUGGAUAAAAACAUUGGUGAGCAACUCAAUAAAGCUUACGAAGCUUUCCGACAGGCAUGCAUGGAUAGAGAUUCUGCAGUAAAAGAACUACAGCAAAAGCAGACUGAAAACUAUGAGCAGAGAAUACGUGAGCAACAGGAACAGCUGUCACUUCAACAAACUAUUAUUGACAAGCUAAAAUCACAGUUACUUCUUGUGAAUUCCAGUCGAGAUAACAGUUAUGGCUGUGUUCCCCUGCUUGAAGACAGUGAAGCAAGGAAGAAUAAUUUGACCCUUGAUCAGCCACAUGAUAAAGUAAAAUCAGGAAUACCAAGAGAAAAAGAAUCAAAGGAAAGAAGACAAGAGGUUUCUUCUCCUAGAAAAGAAACUUCACCAAGGAGUCUUGGCAUUCCUUUAUUCCAUGAAAGGAGUUAUAUAGAGAAAACUUUCUGGGAUCUGAAAGAAGAAUUUCAUAGAAUAUGCAUGCUAGCAAAAGCUCAAAAAGACCACUUAAGCAAACUUAAUGUCCCAAUCACUGCAACUGAGACACAGUGCUCGGUGCCUGUACAGUGUACCGAUAAAACAGAUAAACAAGAAGCCCUGUUUAAGCAUCAGACUAAAGAUGAUAUAAAUAGAGGUGCACCCUGCAUCACAUCUGUCACACCAAGAGGACUGGGCCGAGAUGAGGAAGACACCUCUUUUGAAUCUCUUUCUAAGUUCAAUAUCAAGUUUCCACCUGUGGACAAUGACUCUACUUUCUUACAUAGUACUCCAGAAAGACCCAAUGUCCUUGGUCCUGCCACAUCUGAGGCUGUGUGUGAGGAUAAAUUCAAAAUGGAAAUCAUAGACAACCCAGGAAACUUUGUUAAAACAGAAGAAACUUUAUUUGAAAUUCAGGGAAUUGACCCCAUAGCCUCAGCUAUACAAAACCUUAAAACAACUGACAAUAUAAAAUCCUCAAAUCUUAUAAACACUUGUAUCAGGACAACUCUGGAUAGAGCUCCAUGUUUACCGCCUGGAGACCAUAAUGCAUUAUAUGUAAAAACAUUCCCUCUUCAGGACCUGUCUGAUGCUCCUUUUCCUUCACUUGAUUCACCAGGAAAACCUGUCCGAGGACCACAGCAGCCAAUUUGGAAGCCUUUUCCUAGUCAAGACGGUGACUUAUCGGUACAAAGUGGCACAGGCUCAGAACUGCAUAUACCUCGAGUAUGUGAAUUCUGUCAAGCAGUUUUCCCACCCUCCAUUACAUCCAGGGUGGAUUUCCUCCGGCAUCUUAAUUCACACUUUAAUGGGGAGACUUAAGACACAUUUGAAAAAGACAUAUCGAGUUCUAUGUGAUGAUUUUGAGUUUGUAAUACUAUAAAUACUUUGCUUGCAAACUUACUUCAGGAUCAUUUGUUAAAAAAUCACAGCUGUUUGAAUUUUUUCUAAACUUAUAUUGUAAUUGUCUUUUAUUAAAGAUCAAACUGUAAUUCAUUGCAUUCAUGUUUACAGUGCUUAUUACCAUAAUUCAAAGUUAUGUGUGUACUUACGGACUUGUGUGACCAUAACGGAAGUUUGCUUCAACUGUCUAAGCUUAUUGCUUGGAUUCCUAGCUAGAUCUGUUGAAUUUGAUGAUGUCAAAUGUUUAUAGGGUCUUUUUUAUUAAAAAAUUUAAAUUAUGCUCUAAGUGAUUUUUUUAAUAAACCUAUAGUAAAGAAUAGCAGACAACAUAAACAUUUAAGUAAAUACAAAACCUAAGACAUUUGAUGCUCAGUGACAAAAUAACUGGGAUAACUAAACACUUUAUAUUUUUAAAAAAUAAUAUACAUAGUUUUAAUUUCUACUGUGUAGGUACAGGAUGAAUGAACUAUUAAAAGGGUUACUUAUAUUGUGAUCAUUAAUGUGUGCUUUGUUCCUGAGUAAAAAAAAUAGAAAGGAAAUAAAUCACAUUUUGGGGACGUUUACA